GUGGGGCACCGAGGAGACAGAGCUCGGCGCUUGGUCUGGGCUUUGGGGGGGAGGCGGUGGCAGCUGAGAGGGAGGAGAAGGAGGAGGAGCGGGGCCAGCAGGAGGCAGCGGCAGCUACCGGGCUGGGGUGAUGGUGCAGGUGCCCGGGGUCGGCGCGGAGCUGCCGGGCUGAGGGGCGCCUGGUCCAGGGUCCGCAGCGCCGCCGCGUCGCUCUCGGGGGCGGGCGGGCGGGAAGAUGCUGAGCAGGUUGAUGAGCGGCAGCAGCAGGAGCCUGGAGCGCGAGUACAGCUGCACCGUGCGGCUGCUGGACGACAGCGAGUACACCUGCACCAUUCAGAGAGAUGCCAAAGGCCAGUACCUGUUUGACCUUCUGUGCCACCACCUGAACCUACUUGAGAAAGACUAUUUUGGGAUCCGCUUUGUAGACCCAGAUAAGCAGCGGCAUUGGUUGGAGUUUACAAAGUCCGUGGUGAAGCAAUUGCGAUCCCAGCCUCCAUUCACCAUGUGCUUCCGUGUGAAGUUUUACCCUGCAGACCCUGCUGCUCUGAAAGAAGAAAUAACCAGGUAUUUAGUCUUCCUACAGAUCAAAAGAGAUCUCUACCAUGGCCGCCUCCUCUGUAAAACGUCUGAUGCUGCCUUGUUAGCAGCUUAUAUCCUUCAAGCGGAGAUUGGGGAUUAUGACUCAGGGAAACACCCUGAAGGCUACAGCUCCAAGUUCCAGUUUUUCCCUAAACAUUCAGAGAAGCUAGAAAGGAAAAUCGCUGAGAUUCACAGGACAGAACUCAGUGGUCAAACACCAGCAACAUCAGAGCUGAACUUCUUAAGGAAAGCGCAGACUUUGGAAACUUACGGAGUGGAUCCUCACCCAUGUAAGGAUGUGUCAGGAAAUGCUGCAUUUCUGGCCUUCACUCCUUUUGGGUUUGUUGUUCUUCAAGGAAACAAGAGGGUCCACUUCAUUAAAUGGAAUGAGGUGACCAAGCUGAAAUUUGAAGGAAAGACUUUCUAUUUAUAUGUAAGUCAGAAAGAGGAAAAGAAAAUUAUUCUUUCAUAUUUUGCUCCAACUCCAGAAGCCUGCAAGCACCUCUGGAAAUGUGGAAUUGAGAACCAAGCCUUCUACAAGCUGGAGAAGUCAAGCCAAGUCCGCACAGUGUCCAGCAGCAAUUUAUUCUUUAAAGGGAGCCGGUUCCGAUACAGCGGCCGAGUUGCAAAGGAAGUAAUGGAGUCAAGUGCCAAGAUCAAGCGGGAGCCACCAGAAAUACACAGAGCAGGGAUGGUUCCCAGCCGGAGUUGUCCCUCCAUAACCCAUGGCCCAAGGCUAAGCAGUGUCCCCAGGACCCGCAGAAGAGCUGUUCACAUCUCCAUCAUGGAAGGCCUCGAGUCUCUACGGGACAGUGCCCAUUCCACCCCGGUACGUUCCUCUUCCCACGGGGACACCUUCCUGCCUCAUGUGAGGAGCAGUCGGGCAGACAGCAAUGAGCGAGUAGCUGUGAUUGCGGAUGAGGCCUACAGCCCUGCGGACAGCAUGCUGCCCACCCCCGUGGCCGAGCACAGCCUGGAGCUGAUGCUACUUUCCCGGCAGAUCAACGGAGCCACCUGCAGCAUCGAGGAGGAGAAGGAGUCUGACGCCAGCACCCCAAAUGCUGCAGAAGUGGAGGCCCUUGGGGGAGAGCUGAGGGCCCUGUGUCAGGGGCACGGCAGGCCAGAGGAGGAACAGGUGAAUAAGUUUGUUUUAAGUGUCCUCCGUUUGCUCCUUGUGACCAUGGGACUCCUCUUUGUUUUGCUCCUUCUCCUGAUCAUCCUUACCGAGUCUGACCUUGACAUUGCCUUUUUCCGAGAUAUCCGCCAGACCCCCGAGUUUGAACAAUUCCACUAUCAAUACUUUUGUCCCCUCAGGCGAUGGUUUGCCUGCAAAAUCCGCUCAGUGGUGAGCCUGCUCAUUGACACCUGAGAAGGCAUGACUCCUCCCAAUAACUAGCCAGGUGGACCAAGGAGCCCGGCUACCCAUUCCCAGCAAUGGGACCCAUCGCGGAACCAUCGGCACAUAUACCAAGUCCUCCUCUCAUGACAAAAAUUACACUGCAGCCUAGGAGGGUUGUUUCCCAGAAGAAGAAAGGGAUAGGCUCAUGCCCUGUCUAAACAAACUGGGAAAACUCAUUUUCUUCAGAGGUUCUUUCAAGAAAGGCUCAGCGACUCUUGUUUCUCAUCCUUCUGAUUUGCAGGAUAAUUUUUGGUUUUGAAUUUUGAUUUUUGAUAGAUGUGUAUUAUUUUGAAAGUAUCAAAUAAAAUAAUUUAUUUUACUAUUACUGAUUAUUGUAGUAGUGUCACCUAGCUGAUGGGACACUAGUUGAAGACUAGCAAGCCGCUGUCCUCUGUAUUCUGCAGGAGCUUUCCUACUGGUGCUGCUGGCUUCCAGUAGAGUCAUCACUGCAGCCUCGGCGGGGCAGGCCAGGGGUCUGGACAAUGGGGACUGUUUAGGUUUUCUUGCCAGACAGACUUUUAAAAAAGUAAACAUCCAUGUAGAAUGAUUAAAUGGAAAGUUGCUUCUUAUGAUGGUCUGAGUUGGAUUUUCUUUUCCUUUUGUUUUUUCAAAUCUGAGCAGAGUGGGCAUCUGAAGGGACCACCGCUACAGCAGCAGCAGCAGCAGGGGUGGGGUAAGUCUGUCCCCUUAGACUAGAGCCUAGUGGGCAUCACCUUAGUUUUGUAUAAUGAACUUAGACUUCUGUGAUUUUUUUCCUGAAGAACCUCAAGACUUUUUAUAGUGCUCCAGGGACGUUAAGUGAAUUCAGUGGUGCCAGAGAGACAGUAUUGUCAGAAGUGUUGGACAAAGUAUAGCUAACAGAAACCAGAGCUAAGUUACCUGAGAGACUGUUGAGAUUCAGAGAGCAGUGCUUAUUUUGUACACAACCUCCCCCCAGACUAUUUCAAUUUAUAUUUUAACAACAAAAUGUUAUUUUCUUAUCAAUUCAUAUUUUAUUUUUUACUUUACGGAUUAAGAAAAUAGAACCUGAUGAACUAAACGAUGCAAGAAAGAAACUGAUCCUGAGAACGAAAAGCUUCAGAAAAUAGAAUUCCAAGAUCAACAAAGCAGCCUUAGAAGGGACCAGGAAAAGAAUCUCUUUAAAUAGGAUUUCUAAGAGAUGCCUACAAAAGACAGAAGGUGAAUGUGGCAGAGACCAACACUUAGAUGUAGAAAUGCUGCCCCCUAAGGUCAUCCUCUGCAUCAGGAAAAUAAGUUCUAGAAAAGCAUCUGCCAUCCUUGCUGAGGGAAGCCCUGGAAGCACGCAGAAGCACAGGCACAUGAAGGGUGAGUGUGCUCCUGGGCCUGAGCUCUUCAACUUUUAAAACCAAUGACACACAAGAUCUUGUUUUCAUCUCAGGGAGAGAUUUCUAAGUCAUCUGGGGCCUGAAGGUUUAUUUAAGGAUGAUCAAUGGACAUAUUCCUGGAACCUACACAAUAGUGAAGCAGCUGCUGACACCCUGUGACACCCUAUGAUGUUGGACAGCCCAUAAGCAGAACAGAAUAAGUCAUUUGUAGAUUUGAUCUCCCCUAUUUCAUCUCCCGAGAUGGUAGAGCCAUGUCCAUGUUUGGAAUAUAACAGCUGUGAAAUAAUUGGGUGUUUUGUUUGGAGGGGAGGGGUUGCAAAUUUUAAAGAAGGACACCCUGUCAUCUAGACCAGAGGUUGGCAAACUCCUGUAAAGUGCCAGACAGUAAAUAAUUUGGUUUUGUGGGCCAUAUUCAGUCACAACUACUCAACUCUGCCAUCAUAGCACAAAAACAGCCAGAUAAUACAUAAAUGAAGUAGCAUGGCUGUGUUCCAAUAAUACUUUGUAAAAAUAGACAGUGAGCUGAAUUUGGCCCACAGGCCAUAAAUACGCCAACCCUGAUCUAGAUAAUAAAACUGAUCCUUACCAGUAUGUUAGCAGAAGAGAGUCAGCUGUGCUCCCAUCCUAACGUGUGUCAAAGAUCUGGGACCAUUUCCCAGAGGAGGCACUGGGAUUGCUUGCUUAAAGGGUGCUCGAAUAACCAACCAGCAAAGAGAUGUCUGAUGCCAAGAUGAACAAGAUCAAACACUGGAAUGCUAAAACGCAGCUGGAAUCUAAGAAUGGAAGAGGGCCUCUCUGACCAUUUCCAAACCAGCAAGAAUUUGGGCAGAAUUACAAAUAUCUAUUUACCAAGUGACAAAACAAACUGAAGGAUAUCCUAGUAAAGAUUAGUGAUCACUUGAAACCAACUAGCCACUGCCACUUGUCAUCUAUAUAGCAAAGGCUUUAUUUAGCACAGGACUAAAAUGAAAAGUAGACCCACUAAAAUGAAAAGUAGGCUGUCAGGAGACAGGGGGCUGGUAUUAACCUGGAUAUUUACUGUCUUAUGCAACAUAGCAGAUUACCUUUUAGUGUAGUGCUCCUACCUCAGUCUGUAGAAUAAUGGUGUUUCUAUGCAGUGAGUGAUAGCCUCGACUCUGACCUUUCAUAUUCACAUUAAAGACAAAUGCAGUAUUCCAUUUCUGGUAUGUUACUUGUGUCUAGAGUUCUAACAGUACAAUAGUCCAUACCAUUUCCAACAGCUGAAUUUUGCUCUCUGAACAGAAACUUUCGGGUUGUUUUUUUCCAGGGCUUGUCCCAGAGAAUAUGGAUAGGAAAGUUUCCUUCCAUCUGGCUUUUCAAAUAGUGCUUGAAUAACAAACCUCCUUUGUUGGUGACUGGUCUUUUUAGCAUCUCCCCAUCAUUAAAAUUUGUUCAAGUUUUUAACCUGGUUUUACUGUGUUCUACUAUGUCUCUCAUUUUCUCUCAAAAUUAGUUUUAGUUCAUUGUAGAAAAACCAAUGGUUUCCAUAGCUUCAUCUACCAGAGGAAAUAAAAUUCUUACUAAAGAAUAGUUGUGCUGCAUCUUUUAAGCAGUAGAGGGUAAACUACCUGCAAAUGUGAAUUUCUUAGUUUCAUUUAAAAAUAUAUAGUUGUUAACCUUUCGUGUGCCAAAAACUCUAAGUUACAUUUUCCUUCAAAGCAAUGUACUCUUUUCUACAUAUGCAGUAUGUAGUUAGCAUAAAAUCAUUGGUGCCAUGAAGAUUAUUUUUAAACUUAAAUAAAUAUUUAAAUAUCA
This is a messenger RNA of Microcebus murinus (gray mouse lemur), 5100 nucleotides long. RefSeq names its product FERM domain containing 5 (gene FRMD5). Lineage: Eukaryota; Metazoa; Chordata; Mammalia; Primates; Cheirogaleidae. The record is from RefSeq and is a predicted model, not a curated record. Gene Ontology annotation, biological process: actomyosin structure organization. Gene Ontology annotation, cellular component: cytoskeleton. Gene Ontology annotation, molecular function: cytoskeletal protein binding.